Temnothorax curvispinosus is the source of this 1926-nucleotide messenger RNA. It is a transcript of the gene ais, whose product is annotated as probable ATP-dependent RNA helicase DDX52. Gene Ontology annotation, biological process: maturation of SSU-rRNA. The transcript has 11 exons. The coding region runs from base 123 to 1796 and encodes 557 amino acids. The record is from RefSeq and is a predicted model, not a curated record. Gene Ontology annotation, cellular component: 90S preribosome. Gene Ontology annotation, molecular function: nucleic acid binding; RNA helicase activity; ATP binding. NCBI's taxonomy places the organism in Eukaryota, Metazoa, Arthropoda, Insecta, Hymenoptera, Formicidae.
GAUGCUAUUUACUUUUUUCUAACCUCAAAUCUCCACCGCUGUUCGUUUGAAUACCUUGUAGGAGAUUUGCACGUGGAGUCCAUGCAACUUGAUUCUACAAAUUACUUCUACAUAUUAGCGCAAUGGAUGCUCACGAUCUUUUCAAGAAACUCGCAGCCGGUGUCAAAUUUGAUACGAGACGCUUUCGACCAGAUGCAGAAAGAUUUCAGCUCGUGAGACCAAGUAAACAUGACAUAAACAGUACGGUGGAGAAAAUAAAGGAGGAAGUAUUAGAGCCUGAUACAGUGGGCAAUGCAAAAAGAAAAUAUAAAGAUGAAGACGAAGAUGUUGACGAAAUAACGUUGCUGAGCGGGCUGUCAGUACCGAAAAACGAAAGUGUUCCAGCUAGGAAACGUAAAAAAAUCGCAACUGCCGACAAGAUGUUAAAGCUGGAACAAGAGAAGAUAAAUCAUCUGAGGAACGUGAAUCGUAUUUCAGUCACAGGCAGUCAUGUACCUAAGUUAAUAUUGGAAUUUAAUGAAUUAAAAACAAACUAUCAAGUGCCAGAAAAUUUGUUGAACAACAUGAAAAACAGUGGAUAUAUGUAUCCGACGCCAAUACAGAUGCAAGCAAUGCCGAUCAUGUUAGAAGGCAGACAGAUUCUGGCUUGUGCUCCGACGGGAUCAGGGAAAACCGCGGCAUUUCUGUUACCAAUCAUUCACAGCUUACGGGGACCACAAAAGAAAGGUUUUCGCGCUGUUAUUCUAAGCCCUACGAGGGAAUUGGCCAAACAGACGUAUAGGGAAUGCCUGAGACUGAGUGACGGCUGUGACUUUAGAAUUCAUAUAAUUAGUAAAGUGAAUCAAGCUCUUACCAAAUAUGGGCCCACAAGCUCGCAAAAGUUUGAUAUUUUAAUCACUACACCAAAGCGAUUGGUCUUCCUUCUAAAUCAAGAUCCUCCAGCCAUUUCAUUGAACAACGUUGAAUGGUUGAUUGUAGACGAAGCAGAUAAACUUUUCGAGGAAGGAAUACGCGGCUUUAGGGAGCAAUUAGAUGAGAUUACGAGAGCUUGCGUUAAUGCAAAUUUACGUCGCGGUAUGUUCAGUGCGACAAACACACCAGCGGUGUCGAAGUGGUGUCGUCGUAACAUGAAGGGUCUUAUAACAGUAACAGUUGGUCAGAGAAAUGCAGCUGCAGAUUUGGUAGAUCAAAAGAUCCUCUUUGUUGGUAGCGAAAGAGGUAAAUUGGUGGAAUUUAGAAACAUUAUUCAAAAGGGUAUAUCACCACCGGUCUUGGUAUUUGUGCAAAGCAAAGAGAGGGCUCAAGAACUUUUCAACGAGCUUAUUUACGACGGGAUUAAUGUGGACGUCAUUCACGCUGAUAGAACAAUGACACAGCGAGACAACACCGUGCGUUGCUUUAGAGAGGGAAAGAUCUGGGUUUUGAUCUGUACAGAAUUGAUGGGCAGAGGUAUAGACUUCAAAGGCGUAAAUCUCGUUAUAAAUUAUGAUUUCCCUCCGUCUGCCAUCUCAUACAUCCACAGAAUAGGUCGUACCGGUCGUGCCGGACACAAGGGACAGGCAAUAACGUUUUUCACUCAACAGGACACAGUGAAUUUACGAAGUAUUGCGGCGGUUAUGCGAGCAUCCGGAUGCGACGUACCGGAUUACAUGCUAGCUAUGAAGAAGCACAGUAAGAAGGAACGACGCAAGCUCGAGCGUACGGCACCCACGCGCGAAAAGAUAUUAACCGUGCCUACAUAUAAACGACAUAAGCGAAAGUCAAGCGUUGGGAAGAAGCCGGAGUUGGAAGUGUAAUAGUGUAAGUACGAUACUCAUGUUUUCACAAUGUGAAAUAAGUGUAACAGGCUGUUUUUAUAAAAAAAGAUUUUGUAUUAUAAAGAUAUUUGCGUAUAAAAGAUUUUAAAAUUAACGUAGAACUGAUUUG